CCAUUCAUUUUGUGAUUUACGGUAAAAGACGAAGUUUGCCGAGAGGCCGGGCCGAACUUUAAACUCGGAAGUUUAAUGGUAGCUGUCGAAGGCGUUUGGUAGUAAGUACGCAUGCGCGGUGCGGUUGGCAUGCUUUUAAGCCGGAGAGCGCGAGGGAGUAAACAUGUCAUCUAAGAAAAAUAAAGGGAAAGCGAAAAAAUCCCAAGAUGAGGAAAACAUCAGUUUCGGAAGAGAUGGAUCAGCGACCGAUUUGGAUUCUCCGGGACUUCUCGGACUGUGUGUAACAGACUUUAUAGAGAAAGCGGAAGAGAAGGCCCCGAAACGAUGCAGAUCAAUUCUGGCUCAGAUGAGUCUGAACACCAUGAAGGGUGUUACCGCCUGCAUUGGACGGCCUGUCCUCAUCACCAGCCCUACAGGACGCCAGGAGGUGUGUGUAGCAUGGCCUGCAGCCCAGUUUCCUGGGAGAAAAGUAGGUCUGAUGCCUGACAUGCAGUGCAUUCUGGGAGUGAAGACCGGAGAUGCAGUCACAGUGGAGCCCAUCACUGGAGCUGUUCUUCAUGCAGAACAGCUUCAGCUUAGCCUGAGGAAGGAGGACGAGUCUCUGGACACAGAAGAUUUUUGCAGCUUCCUCCUGCAGUCAUUAGACAGCAGGAUUCUGCUUCCAGGCAGUUCUUUCUUCGUGUCCUAUUUCGGCCGUAAGUGUGAGAUCAAUGUGACGUCUCUGAAGGGUGUAGAUGGAGUCACCCUCUCUCCUCUUUCUCCCCCUUUUCCUGCUCCAUCAUGCCCUGAUGCCGAGUCAGAUGCUGCACCUCUGGAUCUCUCUCUGCAGCUGGCUCAGCUGAACCUCACCCCAUCCUGCAGCACACCAAACCGAUCUUCACCCUCCACUCCUCACCCUCCUGUCACUCCACAUACACCGAACGCCACGCCCUCCACCCCGAGCACCCACUUCCUGUCCGACAGCGCUCUGGAAACACCCGAUCAGUCCACACACGAGUCACAUAGAGACAGUAAAUCCCAGACGCCAUCUGCUGGUCGGAACGGGAACAACACCUUCUACUCAGUCUGCAGCUCCACGCAAAUCAGCUUCACGCACACUCAGCACAGUAAGAGUGAGGGUCAGGAGAGGUCAAAGGUCACAUACAGUAUGAUCGGAGGGUUAAGCGCUCAGUUGCAGGUGAUCAGGGAGAUGAUCGAGUUGCCGCUGAAACACCCUGAGAUCUUCAAGAAUUACGGAAUUCAGCCCCCUAGAGGCGUGCUGCUGUAUGGCCCGCCCGGCACAGGGAAGACCAUGAUUGGACGAGCGAUAGCCAAUGAGGUUGGAGCACACAUGACGGUCAUCAACGGCCCUGAAAUAAUGAGCAAGUUUUAUGGAGAAACUGAGGCAAAACUGCGUAAAAUAUUUGCUGAAGCUGCACAAAGGCAGCCCGCGAUCAUCUUUAUCGACGAGCUGGAUGCGCUCUGUCCGAAGAGAGAGGGCGCGCAGAAUGAGGUGGAGAAACGAGUGGUCGCAUCACUGCUCACACUCAUGGAUGGCAUUGGAUCUGAAAGUCACAGUGGCUCUCUGCUGGUCCUGGGAGCCACUAACAGGCCUGAUGCGCUGGACCCGGCUCUGCGUCGCCCGGGACGCUUUGAUCAGGAGCUGGAGGUGGGUGUGCCGUCAGCACAGGGGCGUCUAGAUAUCUUGCACAAGCAGCUGCACUCCGUCCCACACGACAUCACUUCUGAGGAGCUGCAGGAACUAGCUGAUGUGGCGCAUGGAUACGUAGGAGCUGACCUUGCUGCUGUGUGCAAGGAAGCUGGGCUCCAUGCAUUAAGAAGAGUGCUCUCAUCCACCCCGGGCAUCUCCGACAAUGACCUAAUGGACAGAGUGAAGGUCACAACUUCUGACCUCCAACUGGCCAUGACUCAAGUUAAACCCAGCGCCAUGAGGGAGGUGGCCAUCGAUGUGCCGAAGGUGCGCUGGAGUGAUGUAGGAGGGAUGGAGGACGUGAAGCUGAAGCUGAAGCAGGCUGUGGAGUGGCCGUUGAAGCACGCAGAGGCUUUCUCUCGGCUGGCCAUAACGCCCCCGAAAGGCGUGCUGCUGUACGGACCUCCCGGCUGCUCCAAGACCAUGAUCGCUAAAGCACUUGCUAACGAGAGCAAACUCAACUUCAUCGCCAUCAAGGGUCCUGAGUUACUAAGUAAAUAUGUCGGUGAGUCCGAGAGAGCUGUGAGGGAGGUUUUCCGGAAAGCCCGGGCCGUGGCUCCUUCCAUUGUUUUCUUUGACGAGAUUGAUGCUCUGGCUGUAGAAAGGAGCAGCUCAUCUCGCUCGACCGGAGUGGCCGAUCGGGUGUUGGCACAGUUGCUGACCGAGAUGGACGGCAUCGAGCAACUGAAAGACGUUACGGUUCUCGCCGCCACCAACAGACCGGACAUGAUCGAUAAGGCUCUCACGCGUCCCGGGCGUUUAGAUCGGAUCGUGUACGUUCCUCUCCCUGAUGCAGCGACUCGGAGAGAGAUCUUCAGUCUGCAGUUUCGGAAAAUGCCCGUGGAUCCCAGCGUGCACCUGGAGUACCUGGUGACCCGCACGGAACGCUACUCAGGAGCAGAGGUCAGAGGUUACGAAGGCUGUGGGUUACUGCAGUGUGCCGCGAAGCCGCACUUUUUGCCCUGCAGGAGGACAUUAAAGCCGAACACAUCACUGUCAGCCAUUUUGAAUCCGCCCUGGCAGUCAUAAAGCCUCGGGUGCCGGACUCGCUUCUUCAGUUAUACACUGACUACCAGCGGCAGCACGGCUCUGGAUCCUUCUGCUGACAUUGCUUUGUGUGUGUGUGUGUGUGUGCACAAACAGUUUGAGAUCCGAGUCCAAACCAAAUAACUCGAAGCUGGGUGAUGAUACGGUAAUGAUCAGUUUAUACUGUACCGCCUCAUAGUGUGUAUAAAGAAUAAAAUAUUACAACAGAAAAGUGUUCGCAUCCCUUCCCUCCUUCUGAUCUGUUUGUUA
Messenger RNA from Hemibagrus wyckioides, 2986 nucleotides. RefSeq names its product AFG2 AAA ATPase homolog A (gene afg2a). Lineage: Eukaryota; Metazoa; Chordata; Actinopteri; Siluriformes; Bagridae. The record is from RefSeq and is a predicted model, not a curated record. Gene Ontology annotation, biological process: retrograde protein transport, ER to cytosol; mitotic spindle disassembly; autophagosome maturation. Gene Ontology annotation, molecular function: polyubiquitin modification-dependent protein binding; ATP hydrolysis activity; ATP binding. Bases 164 to 2719 code for a protein of 851 amino acids. Gene Ontology annotation, cellular component: cytoplasm; VCP-NPL4-UFD1 AAA ATPase complex; cytosol. The transcript is spliced from 16 exons.